Solanum pennellii is the source of this 540-nucleotide messenger RNA. RefSeq names its product transcription factor bHLH95-like. Gene Ontology annotation, molecular function: DNA-binding transcription factor activity. The record is from RefSeq and is a predicted model, not a curated record. Gene Ontology annotation, biological process: endosperm development; regulation of DNA-templated transcription. Lineage: Eukaryota; Viridiplantae; Streptophyta; Magnoliopsida; Solanales; Solanaceae. Bases 1 to 540 code for a protein of 179 amino acids. The transcript is spliced from 2 exons.
AUGCAGGCUGAUAAGUCUAAAAUAGUUUAUGAAGCUGUGAACCGUAUCCGAAAGCUGGAAAAUACUUUCAAAAAACUUGAAAGUCAAAAGCUAAAAAGGCUAGAAGAAUAUAACAUAAGGUUGACGGGUUCACAAAAAAUUGGUAAUAGCUGGGAGAAGUAUGUGGUUGAUCAAGGAUCAACCUGCAAUUCUACAGCUAUUACACCGACUAAUCAUGGUGCUAGUCCCCUAAUUCCAACAGAUUUUAUGACUUGGAGUUCACCAAAUGUGAUACUAAAUGUAUCUGGUGAAGAUGCACAUAUUAGUGUGUGUUGUCCUAAGAAGCCAGGGUUAUUUACCACCAUUUGUUAUGUUUUGGAGAAACAUAAGAUUUACAUUGUGUCUGCUCAAAUUUCAUCUGAUCAAUUCAGAAGCAUGUUCAUGAUCCAAGCUCACGCUAAAGAUGGAAGUGGGGUUGCUCAAUUCUCCGAAGCAUUCACCAUGGAAGACAUGUACAAGCAAGCUGCAAAUGAGAUAAUGUUGAUGACAACCCCCAGAUGA